Vollenhovia emeryi is the source of this 651-nucleotide messenger RNA. RefSeq lists its product as uncharacterized. The transcript has 2 exons. The record is from RefSeq and is a predicted model, not a curated record. Lineage: Eukaryota; Metazoa; Arthropoda; Insecta; Hymenoptera; Formicidae. Bases 182 to 505 code for a protein of 107 amino acids.
AUAUAAUAUGUAGUAUGUUUAAUUAAAACUUGACCAACUUAAUUUAUUUAAAAAUUUAUUCUACAAAACAUAUUUAGACAUUGGAUAUAUUGUUCUCUCAACAGGAAUAAAAUUAAUAGUAUUUUUAUAUGCUUAGGUAUGGAGAGAUCUGAAAAGUCGUACUUCUGUGAAGGCACGUGAUAUGAGAAAGGCCAAGGCAAUGACAGGAAAUAAAAGUAUUAAGUCAUCUGCAGAAUUAUCAGAAUUGGAACUGCGAGUUGUUGGGAUAAUCGGUGCAGAAUAUAUUGAAGGAAAUAAGGAGUGUGCAGAAAAUAUUGCAGAAGAAGAGGAAAAUGAAGCAAUCCAUGGAAAUUCGUCAGUAUUGAUGGAUACCGAACAAAUAAAUGUUUGCAAUAUCCUUCCGCAAGAAAAUUUGCAAAAAGAUUAUUCGCCAGCUUCACACGGAGAUAGAGGUAAACAGUUUUUCUUAGAAAUAAAUGUUAAAAUUAAUCAAUUUACUGUUUAAAUAAAAUUAUAAGUUAUUGUUUUCAUUUAAAAUAAUUAUUAAUUAAUAUGAGUAAAAAAAUUUCCGAAGACUUAACAACAGGUUAGGUCUUUCGAUAGACCAUGUAUAUCCUGAAAAAGUUAGGUCAUGAUAAAUAAUUAUUUACC